GAAGCUAAGGUUUAAGUGACGUUAGGUUUCUUUGCAAGUGUUCAUCCCUGUCGUCACUUUUUUUAUGUGGAGCACCGGCAGCAGCAGCUGCAGAAGCAUAAUUCAGGUCAUCAGAUCACUAAUGAUGCUGACGUUGUUCAUGUGACAUUUCUAAACAGAGAAAAUGAUCAAAAAGAAGAAUCCGCUGGUCUUCCUGGAUGUAUCGAUUGAUGGAGAUCCUGCUGAGAGAAUGAUAUUUGAGAUUUUCAAUGACAUCGUUCCCAAGACUGCAGAAAAUUUUCGAGCACUCUGUACAGGUGAAAAAGGAAUUGGAACGGCAACUGGAAGACCUCUUCAUUACAAAGGAUCAAUUUUCCACCGCAUUGUGAAAGGUUUCAUGGCUCAGGGUGGCGAUUUUUCCAAACGUGAUGGUACUGGUGGAGAGAGCAUAUAUGGGGGGAAGUUUGCAGACGAGUCUUUCAAGCUUACACAUGAUGGACCAGGUCUUCUAUCCAUGGCAAAUGCUGGUCCUAAUACCAAUGGUUCUCAGUUCUUCAUCACCUUCAACUCUGCACCCUAUCUUGAUGGGAAGCAUGUUGUCUUUGGGAAGCUUUUGCAAGGACAUGACACAUUGAAGAAGAUUGAAAAUGUGGGUUCUGAAGAAGGAAAACCUGAUGCUUCAGUGAAAAUCGUUAAUUGUGGUGAAUUCCGUGAAAAUAAGAAGAAAACAAAUAAAUCAAAAUCAGGGAAGGAUACUUAUUCUGAUUCUGAUAGUUAUGAAACUAGACGACGGGGAAAAGACAAGAAAUCUUCCCGGGAGAAGAGGAAAAAGAGAAGAAGACACCACACAUCUGAGUCAGAUACCUCAUCAGAUUCGGAGACUGAAACAUCAGAGUCUGACAGUGAUUCUGAUUCAUAUUCUUCCUCAUCUUCUUCCCUUAGUUCUUCAAGUGAUGACAGGCGCAGGAGGAGAAAGAGAUCUUCUAAGAAGGACAAGUAUAGACGUGAAAAAAGAAAAAGGGACAAACGGCGUGAGAGAAAACGUAGGAGGCGUGAUAAGAGAUCAAGGCGCAAAUCAAGAAGGACGCAGGAGAGUACCAGUGAUAGUGAGAUUGGAUGUACGAGUGACUAUAGCUCAGAGGAUGGAGUUGAUUCUCGUAGGCCAGCUCGGAAGCCUAAAACCUCUUCCAAGGUUUCUGCUGGGGGAGAAUCUCCGUCAAUCAAGGAGGGUGUAACUGCUCCUUGGCAAAAGAACGGAGAUACGACGAAUAUGCUCGACCAAGAAGUUGAAUCCCCGAGGGGAAAUGGAGAGCUGCGGAGCAAUGGAAAUGCAGCAGAAACCAAGACAAACAGAAGUGUGGAUAGACAACCUGAUGUUGUUGAUGAUCGUCCGAGCAAAUCUAGGAGCCGGAGCAUGAGUCCUAAAAGGGCCAUGAGUAAGAGCAUGAGUAUUAGUCCCCGGGGGAGUUUGAGCAAGAGCCCAAGUGUGAGCCCCAAAAGAAGCACAAGCAGGAGCCCUGCUCAAAGUGGUGGUAGAAGUCCCCCACAGACAUCACAGCGGAACAGGAGCAUUAGCAGAAGCCCAGCUAGAAGAAGUAGUGGUAGCAGGAGCCCUGUUAGAAGUGUGGGUAGCAGAAGCCCAGCUAGAAGAAGUAGUGGUAGCAGGAGCCCUGUUAGAAGUGUGGGUAGCAGAAGCCCAGCUAGAAGUCUCAGCACAAGUCCAGUGAGGGGCAAAUCUCGGAGAAGUAUUAGUAGGAGCCCUGCAAAAACUCUGCCACAUAGAAGUGUAAGCAGAAGUUCAGUGAGGUCUCUUCCACGGAGAAGCAUGAGUCCUAGUCCAGCGAGGGGCAAAUCUCGGAGAAGUAUUAGUAGGAGCCCUGCAAAAACUCAGCCGCAUAGAAGUGUAAGCAGAAGUUCAGUGAGGUCUCUUCCACAGAGAAGCAUGAGUCCUAGUCCAGCAAGGGGCAAAUCUCGGAGAAAUAUCAGUAGGAGUCCUGCAAAAACUCAGCCACAUAGAAGUGUAAGCAGAAGUUCAGUGAGGUCUCUUCCACGGAGAAGCAUUAGUCCUAGUCCAGCAAGAGCCCCACCUCAGAGAACAAUUAGCAGAAGCCCUGCUAGAUCUGCUGGGAGGAGUUUGAGCAGGAGUCCUGUAAGGGCACGGAGGACCAUAAGUAGAAGCCCGAUAAGGGGAUCAUCAAGGAGGAGCAUUAGCAGAAGUCCGGCUAGGGGUUUCUCUCGAAGAAGCAUUAGCAGAAGUCCAGUAAGGGCGCCUAGCCGAAAUAAUCGCCGUAGCUAUUCAAGGAGCCCUGUGAGUCCUGCACGUGGAAGGAGCUUGUCAAGAAGUGCUUCUCCAGAUGAAUCGCCUAAGCGCAUACGAAGGGGACGGGGUUUCCUCCAGCAGUAUUCUUAUGCACGGCGGUAUCGAACUCCAUCUCCAGAUCGUUCUCCUUUUAGAUCACAUCGUUACAGUGGCAGAAGUGAUCGUGACAGAUAUUCUAGUUACAGAAGCUACUCCAAUCGUUCUCCAAGGCGUUAUAGAAGCCCACCCCGAGUCAGAACUCCUCCAAGAUACAGAAGCAGAAGAAGCCGUACAAGGAGCCGAAGUGUAUCACGGAGCCCAAUCCGCUACCGAAGCCGCGGAAGAGGUCGUUUUAGCCGUAGCCCCUUGCGUAGCCGCUCACCUGUUGAGAAAUCUAGGUCCCAUGGAUCACCAAGAGCAGAGAAGCGGUCACUUUCUAGGGGCAGAAGCCCAUCAGAGUCGAGGUCCUCAUCAGGCUCACCAUCUCCCAAAAGGGCGAGCAAAGACAAGUCAAAGUCGCCUUCUGUCAGUCCUGAUGGGAGGAAGGGCCUUGUUUCGUAUGGAGAUGGGUCGCCUGACUCGGGACAAAGGUAGGAAUCCACUGAUGUACUGUUGUCUAGUAAUUGUUUAGAUAUGAUGCUGGAUGUUUCUCUUCCAUUUUGAGGGAAGACCACCUUGAGGUUUUGUUUGGUUUCUGAUCGGAUUUUAUUAUGUUUUAGAAUAAUUAGUGGUAUAUUAGGAUAUAAAUUUAGAUCCGAGUGGUUAUGACAUUGGAUUAUAUGUGACUUGUGACCUGAUCUAGACCAAGCAUAUUGGGAGGAUACAUUUGGAUGCUAGAAUUAUCUGAAGUUGCAUGCAUUAUC
Messenger RNA from Telopea speciosissima, 3141 nucleotides. RefSeq names its product peptidyl-prolyl cis-trans isomerase CYP95. The coding region runs from base 164 to 2872 and encodes 902 amino acids. Gene Ontology annotation, molecular function: peptidyl-prolyl cis-trans isomerase activity. The record is from RefSeq and is a predicted model, not a curated record. Gene Ontology annotation, biological process: protein folding; protein peptidyl-prolyl isomerization. Lineage: Eukaryota; Viridiplantae; Streptophyta; Magnoliopsida; Proteales; Proteaceae. The transcript has 14 exons.